Molecule: messenger RNA, 462 nt
Organism: Prunus armeniaca (apricot)
Lineage: Eukaryota; Viridiplantae; Streptophyta; Magnoliopsida; Rosales; Rosaceae
Source: the annotation of a GenBank genome assembly
AUGAAUGGGGAUAUGAGUCGAGGAGAGAGGCGGAAAGGCCUAGGAUGGCAGUAUAUAAUCCCCCCCCCCCCAUGGAAAAGCCAUGGGGGGGAGUUCAUGUGGUGUGUGAUGGGUGCUGGGUUUGUUUUUCUUUUUCUGCUGUUGUGUUGGAGGUGGAGUGCUAGUUUGGUUGGAUUGAGGGGGGGGGGGGGGGGGGGACAGCAGACAGCAGAAGGCCAGAAGGCCAUGAAGAGAACUGCUGCCAAAGAAACUGCGGGACAGAUUCUUGCUGCAUGGUUGGAGGAGCACAGCAGAAAAAGAACUAAAGGGGAAAGAUUCAAAGAUUCAGUGGAUUGUUGCUGCUUUCCAGCCAUCGAUGUGGAGGCAUUAUAUGCUGGCAUUCGAUGGAUAACCGCAUCAGUAAGAAAGACAUGUAUUGGUAGAUUGACCACAUCAACGACCUCAAUGGUCAGAUGUCUAUAA